Messenger RNA from Equus quagga, 7513 nucleotides. RefSeq names its product growth regulating estrogen receptor binding 1 (gene GREB1). The record is from RefSeq and is a predicted model, not a curated record. NCBI's taxonomy places the organism in Eukaryota, Metazoa, Chordata, Mammalia, Perissodactyla, Equidae. Gene Ontology annotation, biological process: multicellular organism development. Bases 130 to 5988 code for a protein of 1952 amino acids. The transcript is spliced from 33 exons.
CUGGUUUGGUCCACGGAUCAGCUGUGUCAGCAUUACGUAGGAAGUUGUUAGAAAUGUAAAUUCUUGGGUCCUUCUCAGACCUUAUGUAUCAGAAGCCCUGGUGACCCUGUGUUUUCAAAAGCCCUCCAGAUGGGAAACUCUUACGCUGGACAGCUGAAGACGACGCGGUUCGAAGAGGUCUUGCACAGCUCUAUCGAGGCCUCGCUGCGGUCCAGCAGCCUGGUGCCCAGGCCCAUCUUCUCCCAGCUGUACCUGGAAGCUGAGCGGCAGCUCUCUGCUCUGGAAGGUGGCAGCCGAGUGGACAAUGAGGAAGAGGAAGAAGAAGGAGAAGGGGCCCUGGAGCAGAACUGUCGCCCUAAUCCCUACCAGAUGCACCCUCUGCCCGAAGGGUGCUGCACCACAGAUGGGUUCUGUCAGGCCGGGAAGGACCUGCGUCUUGUCUCCAUUUCCAACGAGCCCAUCGACGUCCCUGCAGACUUCCUCCUCGUGGGGGCCAAGUCCCCCAGCCUGCCAGACCAUCUUCUGGUGUGUGCCGUGGACAAAAGGUUCUUGCCGGAUGAUAACGGGCACAACGCUCUCCUUGGUUUCUCUGGGAAUUGUGUUGGCUGUGGAAAGAAAGGCUUCUGUUACUUCACGGAAUUCUCCAAUCACAUAAAUCUUAAGUUGACCACUCAGCCCAAGAAGCAGAAACACUUGAAGUAUUACCUGGUCCGCAAUGCACAAGGGGCUCUAACCAAAGGACCUCUCAUUUGUUGGAAAGGCUCAGAGUUCAGAAGCCGGCAGACCCCCGCCAGUACUUGUUCCAGUCUCUUCCCACCCCUGGAGAGCUCCGGGCCUCUGGCUGCCUUCCCCAGUGAGCCUGUUCCUGGCACGAACCUGAGCGUCCCGCUGGGAGCCCAGCAGGCAGGCCCAGCCUCCGAUCACCCCUCGCUGACCGCCGCCCUGGGUCCAGCUGUUUUCAAUGGCAAGGAGUCCCCGAAGCCCGCGCAGCUGGUGAAGAGCAGCCUGUCGGCUGUGCCUCGGCCCUCCGCGACAGGUAUCUUAUCAAACUCCGGGCCCCCCAAAAAACGCCACAAAGGGUGGUCUCCAGAAUCUCCAUCAGCUGCAGAUGGUGGCUACCCCCAGGGUGGUGGGAACAGAGCUAAGUAUGAGAGUGCAGGCAUGUCCUGCGUGCCCCAGGUUGGCUUGGUGGGACCAGCUUCAGUCACCUUUCCUGUUGUGGCCUCCGGAGAACCAGUGUCCGUUCCUGAUAACUUGCUGAAAAUAUGCAAGGCCAAGCCAGUGAUAUUUAAAGGCCACGGGAACUUCCCUUACCUCUGUGGGAACCUGAACGACGUCGUCGUGAGCCCUCUCCUGUACACGUGCUACCAGAACUCCCAGUCCAUCUCUCGAGCCUAUGAACAGUACGGGGCCUCCACCAUACAGCCCAUCUCAGAGGAGAUGCAGCUCCUGCUGACCGUCUACUAUCUCGUCCAGCUGGCGGCAGACCAGGUGCCCCUGAUGGAGGACCUGGAGCAGAUCUUCUUGCGCUCGUGGCGCGAGUCGCACCUGACUGAGAUCCGGCAGUACCAGCAGGCACCACCACAGCCCUGCCCACCCGCGCCAAGCGCCGUGGCACCUGUCACCUCGGCCCAGCUGCCCUGGCUGGCUGGCCUGGCCGCUAGCUCCUGCAACGACAGCGUGCACAUCAUCGAGUGCACCUACUCCCUGGCUGAGGGCCUCUCCGAGAUGUUCCGACUCCUCAUCGAGGGCAAGCUCGCCAAGACGAACUAUGUCGUGAUCAUCUGCGCCUGCCGGAACGCUGCCAUCGACUCCUGCAUUGCCGUCACCGGAAAAUACCAAGCCCGGAUUCUUUCUGAGAGCCUUCUCACCCCAGCGGAGUACCAGAAAGAAGUCAGUUAUGAGCUGGUUACAGGGAAGGUGGACUCCUUGGGGGCCUUUUUUAGCACCCUCUGUCCAGAGGGUGACAUUGACAUUUUGCUGGACAAAUUUCAUCAGGAAAAUCAAGGCCAUAUUUCUUCCUCACUUACUGCCUCCUCUGUCACCAAGUCAGCAUCCCUGGAUGUCGGUGGUGUACCAGCGUGCACAAGUUACAAUCUAGAGCCCCACUGCAUCCGGCCCUUCCAGCUGGCCGUGGCCCAGAAGCUCCUCUCCCACGUGUGUUCGAUCGCGGAUUCCAGUACCCAGAAUCUGGACUUAGGAUCCUUUGAGAAGGUGGACUUUCUGAUUUGUAUUCCACCCUCAGAAGUGACCUACCAGCAGACCCUGUUCCACGUCUGGCAUUCAGGGGUUUUACUGGAGCUUGGCUUGGAAAAGGAGCACGUGACCAAGCAGAGGGUUGAGCAGUAUGUUUUGAAGCUAGAUGCAGAGGCGCAGACAAAAUUUAAGUCCUUUCUGCAAAACUCCUUUCAGAAUCCACACACACUCUUCGUCCUAAUCCACGACCAUGCCCACUGGGAUCUUGUCAGUAGCACUGUUCAUAAUCUCUAUUCCCAAAGUGACCCAUCUGUGGGAUUGGUGGAUAGAUUGCUCAAUUGCAGGGAGGUGAAGGAGGCCCCCAACAUCGUCACCCUGCACGUGACUUCCUUCCCUUACGCGCUGCAGACACAACAUACCCUCAUCAGCCCUUACAACGAGAUCCACUGGCCUGCUUCCUACAGUAACGGAAUGGACUUAUAUCCUGAGAAUAAGAAGUACUUCGGGCUGUCAGAGUUCAUUGAGUCCACCCUUUCAGGACACAGCCUCCCCUUGCUCAGAUAUGACAGCUCCUUCGAGGCCAUGGUCACCGCAUUGGGAAAAAGGUUCCCCCGCCUGCACAGCGCGGUGAUCAGGACCUUUGUUCUCGUGCAGCACUACGCGGCCGCCAUGAUGGCCGUGAGCGGCCUCUCGCAGAUGAAGAACUACACGUCGGUGGAGACGCUGGAGAUCACCCAGAACCUCAUCAACUCCCCGAAGCAGUGCCCCUGCGGCCACGGGCUCAUGGUCUUGCUGCGGGUGCCCUGCUCGCCGCUGGCGGCCGUGGCCUACGAGCGGCUGGCCCACGUGCGGGCCCGCCUGGCCCUGGAGGAGCACUUUGAGAUAAUCCUGGGCAACCCCAGCUCCGGCAUCACGGUCGGGAAGCACUUCGUGAAGCAGCUCAAGAUGUGGCAGAAAAUUGAGGAUGCGGAGUGGAGACCUCAGACUUACUUGGAACUGGAGGGCCUGCCUUGCAUCCUGAUCUUCAGUGGGAUGGACCCGCAUGGGGAAUCCUUACCAAGGUCUUUGAGGUACUGUGACCUGCGUCUGAUAAACUCCUCGUGCUUGGUGAGGACAGCCUUGGAGCAGGAGCUGGGCCUGGCUGCUUACUUUGUGAGCAACGAGGUUCCCUUGGAGAAGGGGGCUCGGAACGAGGCCUUGGAGAGCGAUGCGGAGAAGCUGAGCAGCACGGACAACGAGGAUGAGGAGCUGGUGACGGAAGGCUCCACCUCGGAGAAGAGGAGCCCUGUGAAGAGGGAAAGGUCCUGCUCCCACGACUCGGCCUCUUCAUCCCUCUCCUCGAAAGCGUCCAGCUCAGUGCUCUGCGGCGAGUCCUCGGCUCAGUCCGGGGGCCCCUCUCAGGGGGAGCGGGCCGGAUCGCCGCAGCCCAGUGGCCCUUCAGAGGAGGGCAGGGUCCCUGGAGAGAGACAGAGGCUCCGAGCGAGUCGGGGGCCACCAUCGGUCAUCAGUCGGCACAGCCCCGGGCUGGCCCCACGGCCUGACUCUAGCCUCAAGACCAGCCAGAGGAGCAUCCAGGUGUCUGUCACCUCGUUGUCCUCCCAGCUCUCCUCCUCCUCGGGCUCGUCCUUCUCCUCCACGGUGCCCACCACCAGCACGCUCGUCCUGCAGGCCUCGCAGUGCUCCAUGACCAAGACCUACCAGCAGCCACCCAUCGUCUUCCUGCCCAAGCUGGUGUAUGACAUGGUCACGUCCACUGACAGCAGUGGCCUUCCCAAGGCCGCCUCGCUCCUGCCCUCCCACUCGGUCAUGUGGGCCAGCUCCUUUCGCCCCCUGCUCAGCAAGACGAUGACGUCCACAGAGCAGUCUCUGUACUACCGGCAGUGGACGGUGCCCCGGCCCAGCCACAUGGACUAUGGCAACCGUGCUGAGGGCCGCAUGGACAGCUUCCACCCACGCAGGCUGCUGCUCAGCGGGCCCCCUCAGAUCGGGAAGACAGGCGCCUACCUGCAGUUCCUCAGUAUUUUGUCCAGAAUGCUCAUUCGGCUGACAGAAGUAGAUGUUUACGAUGAAGAAGAGAUCAAUAUCAACCUCAGAGAAGAAUCAGAUUGGCAUUACGUCCAGCUCAGUGACCCCUGGCCAGACCUGGAGCUGUUCAAGAAGUUGCCUUUUGACUACAUUAUUCAUGACCCCAAGUAUGAGGAUGCUAGUCUGAUUUGUUCACACCAUCAGAGCAUGAAGAGUGAAGACAGAGGGAUGUCCCGGAAGCCGGAGGACCUCUAUGUGCGGCGUCAUACGGCGCGGAUGAGGCUGUCCAAGUACGCGGCCUAUAACACAUACCACCACUGUGAGCAGUGCCACCAGUACCUGGGCUUCCACCCCCGCUACCAGCUCUAUGAGUCCACCCUGCACGCCUUUGCCUUCUCUUACUCCAUGCUAGGAGAGGAGAUCCAACUCCAUUUCAUCAUCCCCAAGUCCAAGGAGCACCACUUCGUCUUCAGCCAACCUGGAGGCCAGCUGGAGAGCAUGCGACUGCCCCUCGUCACAGACAAGAGUCAUGAAUAUAUAAAAAGUCCAACAUUCACUCCAACAACUGGCCGUCACGAACACGGACUCUUUAACCUGUACCACGCAAUGGAUGGGGCCAGCCAUUUGCAUGUGCUGGUUGUCAAGGAGUAUGAAAUGGCUAUUUAUAAGAAAUACUGGCCCAACCACAUCAUGCUGGUGCUCCCAAGUAUCUUCAACAGCGCUGGAGUCGGCGCCGCCCAUUUCCUGAUCAAGGAGCUCUCCUACCACAACCUGGAGCUCGAGCGAAACCGGCAGGAGGAGCUCGGCAUCAAGCCGCAGGACAUCUGGCCUUUCAUCGUGAUUUCUGAUGACUCCUGCGUGAUGUGGAACGUGGUGGACGUCGACGGUGGCGGCGAGAGAAGCAGCAGGGAAUUUUCCUGGUCAGAAAGAAACGUCUCUUUGAAGCACAUUAUGCAGCACAUCGAGGCGUCCCCCAACAUCACGCACUACGCCCUGAUCGGCAUGCGGAAGUGGUCCAGCAGGACCGGGUGCCGGGAGGUGCGUGAGCCCUUCUCCCGCUGCCACGUGCACGACUUCAUCAUCCUGAACGUGGACCUGACCCAGAACGUGCAGUAUAACCAGAACCGGUUCACGUGUGACGACGUGGACUUCAACCUGCGGGUGCACAGCGCCGGCCUCCUGCUGUGCCGGUUCAACCGCUUCAGCGUGAUGAAGAAGCAGAUCGCGGUGGGCGGGCACAGGUCCUUCCACAUCACGUCCAAGGUGUCUGACAGCCCCGUGGCCAUCGUGCCAGCCCAGUACAUCUGCGCCCCCGACAGCAAGCACACGUUCCUCGCGGCCCCCGCACAGUUGCUGCUCGAGAAGUUCCUCCAACAUCACAGCCAUCGCUUCUUCCCGCUCUCCCUGAAGAACCACGGCCACCCUGUGCUGUCGGUCGACUGCUACCUUAACCUGGGGUCUCAGAUUUCUGUGUGUUAUGUGAGCUCCAGGCCCCACUCUUUAAACAUCAGCUGCUCGGACUUCCUGUUCAGUGGACUCCUGCUGUACCUCUGUGACUCUUUUGUGGGAGCCAGCUUUUUGAAAAAGUUUCAUUUUCUGAAAGGUGCCACCUUGUGUGUGAUCUGUCAGGACCGGAACUCACUCCGCCAGACGGUCGUCCGCCUCGAGCUGGAAGAUGAGUGGCAGUUCCGACUGCGCGACGAGUUCCAGACCGCCAAUGCAAAGGAAGACCGACCGCUCUUCUUUCUGACCGGACGACACAUCUGAGAGACACCAGCAGAUUCUCCAGAAGAGUGGAGUGCUCAGAACCUCAUGCUAUUGAGGCUAAAAGAAUUCCUGGAACCACAGGGUGUUUGAACUGGAGCGGGCCCCAGAGACUGUCUGCUGUGCACCCUCCUCAUGGUACGUGGCAGGGAGCCGAGGCCCAGCGAUGGAUGGAGAUUUAUUGAGAGUGAAGAGGAUGAGUGGCUGGCGAACAGGACCAUAAACCCAAGCCUCCUGGGUUCUGGGCCAGGCCGUGUUGCCCUGGGCUAUGUCAAAGUCCAUUUUGUGAAGACAAAGGUUUGCCCACCGUCAUGUCAUCCAUAUGCUUCUGUGGACAAACUUGACUUUUCUUUUAGUUCUUAAGGAUCACUCUUGGAUUAUCUCGUAGAGGCGCCAGUAUUUCAGGCGACAGAUAUGAUGUUAGCUGUGUAGGUUUCCCUGUCACCUACUACAAAGCAAUAUUCCAGAAGAACAUUGUAACCGUAAAGGCUGGGGACAAGAAAAAGCUGCGUGGGUCACUUGAUAAGAAUUAUGAGUUGUUUACAAGUUGCCCUUUUAGAAGCUAGCCCAAAGGCGUCCACUGUAAUAAAGGAAAGCAAAUUGUUUUCCCUCCAAGCAAAUAUAAUUCUCUUAAAACGGUAUAGGGCAAUUCCCUCCCUCUUGGAAAGGGCGAAAGUGGAAAGAAACUUUCUUUAAAACUAAAGAGGUUUCAGGAAGGAAAUUAGGGUUACAGAGGUUGAUGUUAAGAAACAGCAUUUGCCUUACAAAGGAAAGAGGAGCAAAUUGGUUACUUGAAACCAGCAAUGAAAACAACCAAAGUGAUAUGUAAACGAGUUAAUAAGAACUAGACUUCCGACUAUAAUUUAUUGAAGCUCAGUUUUCAGUUCCUUAAAUAGUUUGUUUUCUCUUAUGAGUGACCGGUCCCUGGCCAGAGAGGAAGGGGACCGAUGAGAGAAGAAGGCAGGGGUGUUCCAUGAUGCCCACACGUUCGCUUGCCUGCUGGAACAUUUUUUUAAACCAGCAUGUUAGAGUGCCACCUACAGGCCGAAUGUUGGGCCCGGUGCUGUCACAGUUACCACCUCGCUUAAUCCUUCCAACAGCCUGUGUGGUGGAAUGAUUCUCCCACUUGAAAGAUGAGAAGGUUGAGAUGCAGAGGGCACCUCCCCAGGCGGGAAAGCAGUAGAAGCACAAGUCAGACUCCUGGGUUCUGGACUCCAGAGUCUGUCUCCCCCUGCCCCACAUUGCUUUUGGAGUGGCCCGUAACCCAAGGAAAAGUUUACUGGUACUCAAAACUUGAUCAUCAGAGAGCAUUCUUAGACAUCCAUCGCAGACAUUUAUAAGCACUCUAGUGGAUAACAAUCCAAGAAGAAAUUAUUUUAAAAGAUGAUGCCAAAGAGUUGAUGUCAAUGUUUUCUUCCCUAAGAAAAAAAAUCCGUGAGUAUAAAAGAUUAGAUCAAUGUUCAUAAAAUGAUUCCUUUGUAUAUGCCAUUAUUCCUAUUUUGGAAUAAAAACUUAUUUUCUUUAGUUA